Molecule: messenger RNA, 321 nt
Organism: Strongylus vulgaris
Lineage: Eukaryota; Metazoa; Nematoda; Chromadorea; Rhabditida; Strongylidae
Source: the annotation of a GenBank genome assembly
AUGUUCGCUCUGCAACAAGCAUGCGCCCUUUCUCCUGGUGGUGGAGGAUGUCCACCAACUUACACCUGUCAAAGUGAUGUACCAAAUGCAUUCCAAGGAUAUUGCUGUAGCCAGAUGAUCAUUUGCCCAGGUGGCGCAGAAUUUCAUGUAGAUGAGAAGUCUCAAAUGCCUACCACAUGCAGUAGCAAAGGAUUCGGUUUCUGCCCACUGGGAUACACUUGUCAGCAACAACCUGAAACAACAAACUUCUAUUGCUGUGUUGGAAAGGAGGGAGAAGCCAUUAAUGGUAAGGCACAUUUCAAAGCUGAAAUCAAAAAAUAA